CCCAUAGGCAGGUGGGCAUAAAGGGGACCCACGAGUGUGCGUUUUACCCUCACAUCUCCCCCCAUAAUUCAAGAAUGUGUACUUGUAUGCUGCAUAUGCAUAUUAAAAAGUGUACGUGUGUCUUUAGUGCGAUCCUCAUGUGAAAAGUUGUGCAUUUAUAAUAGUUACAGAGAGAAGAAAAAAAAAAUAAUCGAAAUUGGGUUUCAUACCUGUUCUGAAUACCUGCUCUUUUUUCUGCCCACCUUCAACCCACCACCCACAACAAAAAGAACCACCUUUGGUGGUUAAGUGUGUAAUUUAGUAACGAGUUCAAUCCUAAAAAUACGAAAAAAUAAAGCAGCAAUGAUGGAUUUGGGCAGUGAAGUGUUUACGAUGGGGCUGGCGCUCAAGCUGCAAAAGAUGCCCCCGGGAGGGACUCAGAUUGGCAGUGGAGUUGGUGUGCCGGAAUUUGGUGAGCUGCUGUUCCGUCGGGAUGGAAACGGGAAUAAUCAUUCCAAUACGGCCGCUGCCUACACCAGUGAUUGGGACAAUUAUCAGACGUCCCACGUGGAGCCGCCACUGAACGACACCGGACCGUACGAGGAAUACGAGCUGUUCUACCGGCAUUCGUCCACCAUGACGGCCGUCUAUUGCGUGGCCUACUUCGUUGUCUUCAUCGUUGGUCUGAUCGGCAACAGUUUUGUCAUCGCGGUGGUCUUUCGGGCACCCCGAAUGCGAACCGUAACAAAUUUCUUCAUCGUCAAUCUGGCCGUGGCCGAUGUCCUGGUGAUUGUCUUUUGCCUGCCGGCGACGCUCAUGAGCAACAUCUUCGUGCCGUGGAUGCUCGGAUGGCUGAUGUGCAAAACGGUUCCCUACAUCCAGGGCGUUUCGGUGGCCGCUUCCGUCUACAGUCUGAUUGCGGUUUCCCUCGAUCGAUUCCUCGCCAUCUGGUGGCCGCUGAAGCUACAGAUAACGAAACGCCGGGCCCGGUUCAUGAUCGUGUGCAUAUGGAUCAUCGCACUGGCCUCGACCAUCCCGUGGGCGCUGUUCUUCGAGCUGGUGCCCAUCUUCCCGGACGCCCCGGAAAUUAAGCUGUGCGUCGAGGUGUGGCCCCCGGGAACCGAUGGGGCACUGUACUUUCUGCUCGCCAACUUGGUGGCCUGUUAUCUGCUGCCGAUGACCCUGAUCACGAUUUGUUAUAUACUGAUUUGGAUUAAGGUUUGGAGGCGAUCGAUACCGGGUGACUCAAAGGACGCUCAAAUGGAUCGGAUGCAGCAGAAGUCGAAGAUCAAAGUUGUUAAGAUGCUUGUUGUAGUUGUUAUUUUGUUUGUACUAUCAUGGUUGCCGCUGUACGUGAUCUUUGCCCGGAUCAAGUUGGGUGGUGCCCUGGAAAGUAGCGAAGAGGAGCUGUUGCAGAUUGCUACACCGAUCGCGCAAUGGUUGGGGGCGUCGAACUCCUGUAUCAAUCCCAUUCUGUACGCCUUCUUCAACAAGAAGUAUCGGAAAGGAUUUGCCGCAAUCAUACGAUCGAGAAAGUGCUGCGGUCGGUUGAGAUACUACGAAACAGUUGCGAUCGCGUCGUCUUCGACGAGCACCCGUAAGUCGUCGCACUACCACAACAGCACCAAGCAGCGGCCUCCCAUGCAGUACAGCCCCUCGAUGAAGUCGGCCGAUGCGGUGUCGUACAUCUCGUACGAAGAGAAGGCCGGCGGCAGACGACAUCACGCCAUCAGCAAGCAAGACAGCAAUCUUUCGCGGCACAUGUUGCUGAAACAGGACAGCAGCAUAUCGAGACAGACACUGUUGAAACAGGACAGCAUCGCCUCACGAUCGGCAGUGCUCUAUCGUCAAGAUAGCGACAAUUCGCGACAGAUGCUUCUGAAGCAGGAUAGUAAUGGGUCACGAGAUAUGCUUUCGAAGCAAAGUUCGGCCUCGGACUCGAUCUCCCGUCAGGACAGUCAAAUCUCUUACAUUGAACCACGCAAGGGUAUACUGUGCAAGCAGGAUACCCAGAUCUCGUACAUUGAACAUUCAAGUGCCAGCAAGAAGUACUCUGCAUCGCUCUCGAGCCAGGACAGCGUCCUGUCAAUCAUUGAACACAAAAGACACAAACUCGUUAAGCAAGAUUCUAUUUUCUCGAUCAAUGAGCCCAAAUCAGUUUAUGAAAGCGCAGCAGGACCUCCAGCGAACAAGCGCCACCAGUUGGUAAAGCAGCACUCGGUAAUCUCGUUUGCUGACCAAAAACCGGGGGGCAGCCUUACCAAGCAAGACUCCGUAACAACGAUACACCGGGCCAGCAACGGCGAUGGUCCGUACAUAUCAUCUAUCCUGAAGAAGACAGACUCACAGUGUAGUUCCGCAUCGCCCAUCAGAAAGAACAUUGGCUUUUUCAAUGGAUAAGGUUUACAGGUCUUGCACGAAGAUGUACCAUGCCAUCGCUCUCGAUGGUGAGAGCAUGUAGCACUACCUGCCUAAGCCCGUAGUGAUCACUUCCAGUCCAGUCCAUGAUACGUAUACCAAACGAAUUUUAUUCCUACAAACCUUAUUAAGGACCGUUUACAAAGAUGCUGCCCAGUCUGAGGUUGUUCAGCAUCCCGGGGCUCAGCUCACGUUACAUUGAUUCGCGCCGCGAAUACGGUAAACUAACUGCCCUUUUCCCUCGAGGCACUUUCCAUCCAGGGACACGUCAAUCUAUUCCGAAACCUAUGAGAAAUUACCCACCGCACCCACCGUUGUAGUGAAGCUCUAUCGCACCGAUCACCCUGCAUAUCUUCACGUUGAGCUGGAAACUUUCUGACCAAUCAAUCAUUUUUGAACACAAUCAAAGGCUAUUCCUGGACGUUCUUCAUCCCUCUUUUCCGACAACAUCCAGGCCAUCUAACAAAGCACAAAUACAAAACAUCCCCCUAAGCAGGAAAUGGCAAUCAAUUUCGUACAAAUGCUUAAGACGCUCUCAAUCUUGAACGCAUACUAGAGACUACAACCUCAUCUCUCACCUCUUUCUUCAACUGAACCAAACGACAACACCAUUGCAUUGCCUCAGUUUCAUCCAGCACACAGUCAUCCAAUAACCGCCUACUGUAGUAGCUAAGAUAUCACAACAACACGCAUGCAUCAAAACAGAGCAACCCAUCAUCGAGAUGCGCAAAGUUUACUUCUGGUACAUCCUUCGACGCGACGCUCAUUGAGCAACUCGAAUGAGCGAAACAAAAACGAAAUAGUAGUUCUACCGUUUGUUUGCAAUUCGAUCAAGUUUGUGAGCAAACACUAGAAUAAUUAAAUUUGAAGAAAUCCUGGCUUGUUCCCGAACUGUAAACGGAAAGCAAGAAGGGCGGCGCCUAGCGAAAUUAAUCAAUGGUAAAUGUAAUAGAACAAAAUAAAACUAAUAACAAAUGUCUGUGUUGAUUCAGUUUGUGUUUGUAUGUGUAAUGUUUUUGUAUCGAAAACAAAAAUGCUGCUAAACAAAUAAACAAUAGUACUUAUACGAACAAAGGAAAAGUAAACAAAUGAACUAGUGAAAUUUGUUGGUUGCAACAGUGCGCUCGAAGCAAAGCAACAGGAAAUCAAUGCUAAAGUCGGCGCAUUUCGUUAGUGUAGCAAUCUCAUAGUAUAAAGCAAAAAAUAC
Uranotaenia lowii is the source of this 3604-nucleotide messenger RNA. Its product is annotated as neuropeptide SIFamide receptor-like. NCBI's taxonomy places the organism in Eukaryota, Metazoa, Arthropoda, Insecta, Diptera, Culicidae. Gene Ontology annotation, cellular component: membrane. The record is from RefSeq and is a predicted model, not a curated record. Gene Ontology annotation, biological process: G protein-coupled receptor signaling pathway. Gene Ontology annotation, molecular function: peptide binding; neuropeptide Y receptor activity. The transcript is spliced from 8 exons. Bases 343 to 2379 code for a protein of 678 amino acids.